Molecule: messenger RNA, 3759 nt
Organism: Alosa sapidissima (American shad)
Lineage: Eukaryota; Metazoa; Chordata; Actinopteri; Clupeiformes; Clupeidae
Gene: cracr2ab
Product: calcium release activated channel regulator 2Ab
Exons: 16
Coding region: 86-2359 (757 amino acids)
Molecular function (GO): GTP binding; calcium ion binding; GTPase activity
Source: RefSeq, a predicted model, not a curated record
GAGGUGUGAACCAUCUUGGAAAAAUAAUUGUUGGGAGCCUUGUUAUUCUUACUUUACAAAGCAUAAAGACUAAAGAAGAGAAGACAUGGCUGACUUCUCACAUGUUAGCACAAGGGGCUACCGCAGAGAUUCGGAUAAAAAGGAGGGGCAGCCAGAAACUCAAGUUAGUGAAGAAAGGGGGGGGUCCAAGUGGGGCUGCAUCUCCAUGUUGGACAAGACACACGAGUUCUUUCAGACAUGUGACAUUGAGAGCAAAGGAUACAUCACACGCACAGACAUGAGGAGGCUUCAUAAGGAGCUACCUCUGAGUGAAGAGGAACUAGAGAAUGUCUUUGAUUCGUUGGAUUCAGACAAGAAUGGGUACCUUACCAUGGGAGAGUUUUCUUCUGGUUUUAGCGAUUUUCUUCAUGGCCGAAAGAUCUUGAAGGUUGAGGAUCAAGGAGCUAUCUCAAAGAAGACCUCAGAAGCAGUUUACCAGAACCAGUGGGAUGAUGUAUUGAUGGAGAACAAGGAGGAGGAUAGACACUUUGGAAUGUUGCUUGAGAGCCUUGGAGCUACUAAUAUCUUUGAAGAACCAAGUGAGGUGCGCAGUCUUUGGGCACAGCUCCGCAAGGAUGAGCCUCAUCUCCUUAGCAAUUUUGAGGAGUUUCUGGCUCGGGUCACCUACCAGAUCAAAGAUGCACAACAAGAGAAAAAAGAGAUGGAAAGUGCCCUUCAAAGGAAGACAGCAUUACAUGACAGUGAAAUCAGACGGUUGUAUGAAGAAAUGGAGCAGCAGAUAAAAAAUGACAAAGAUGGAAUUAUCCUAAAGGACUCUGAGCGGCUUCUUUCCAACAGUCAAGACCUGCAGGAGCAGUUGAGCACCAAAGAACAGGAGCUUGAGCUGCUCUUCCAGAAACAGAGAAGGUUGGAACGCCAGUGCCAAGAUCUGUACAGUGACCGGCAGGUGAGUCGUGUACAGAGUGUAAAACUCAAGAUUACUAAUGAGGAGCUUCUGCGAGAACUUAAUCACACCACACAUGAGCUCACAAUGGCCCAGGAGCAGUUGACAAUCCUACAGGAGCAAGCCUCCAGACUGCAGCAGGAAAGAGAGAUGGAAAUGUAUCGUGUCACAGAGGGACUUCACAGAGAGAAGCAGAGCCUUAUGAAACAGCUUGAUCUUCUAAGAGAGAUGAAUAAACAUUUAAGAGACGAGCGAGAUAUCACUUCUCUGAAAUCUAAGCCUUCUGUUAAGAAGUCCUCUCGAAAAAUAAGCAGAAUUCCAUCACUGAAGCGUGCAGGCAAGAAUCAUUCUUUUAAGAGUGUGGGAGCCACAGAAGAGAUUGGUGAGAAAAUGGAGAAUAACGGAAAGGAUCUGCAAGGGGGCCCUACUGAAGCACGAAUAGGUGAGCGUCCUGAUGCAGGGGGAGAGGGUCUAGAUGCUCCACCUGGAGGCUGGCCUUUGCGCAGGGUCAUUUCCAUUGAGGAAGAUCACUUACCUCACCUGCUUCAGGGUGAGACCCCACCCCUGCUACAUCAGCUCAGUGAGGAAGAUGAGGACGAAGUGCAACAGGAGGAGAGGGAUGAAGAGGAGGGAAACACAGACUUGGAGUUAAAUAGCACUGACCCAGCUAUAAAAACACCCCAGCAGUUCCACCAUCCAGCCUUGGUACCUAUUGAUGCACCUGCAUUGAAGGGCAUGAAGAAGUCCAGAUGGGCAGACAAGGCACCCUCAAGCCCCCGUGGUCAGCCAGUUGGGAAGGAGACGUACCAGCAGGAGCAAAUGGAGAGUGCUCUACUAGUCCCGGAUCGGCUUUUUAAAGUCAUCUUGGUGGGUAAUUCUAGUGUGGGGAAGACUGCCCUUCUGCGUCGAUUCUGUGAGGACCGCUUCCAUAGAGCCACCUCAGCCACUGUAGGGGUGGACUACAGUGUGCGCACUCUUAAUCUGGGAGACAUGAAUGUUGCUUUACAACUAUGGGAUACUGCUGGACAAGAAAGAUACCGCAGUAUCACUAAGCAGUUUUUCCGAAGAGUUGAUGGAGUAGUGGUCAUCUAUGACAUCACGGUGGAGGAGUCAUUCCACGCUGUGCGACCGUGGCUUUGCAACAUACAGGAAGCAGUGGGUGAUGACAUCCCCAUUAUGGUCCUUGGCAACAAGAUGGACAUGGAGAGUGAAAGAGAAGUAUCACUGAAGGAGGGCCACAGACUGGCAGAGGAAUCUCAUCUGAUAUUCUACGAAGUCAGUGCAUACACAGGAUACAAUAUUAUGGAGUCAUUGAUUCAUCUGGCCAGAGUGCUAAGGGAGACUGAGGACCAUGAGAAAGAGAUAACGGUUCAGCUGUCAACACCCCACGUAAAGAAAAAAUCUUGCUGCAAGUAAUUGUUAACUGUGUAACCCUGGAAAUAAUUCAGUGAUGAAUAACAACAAAAAUGACUGCCAUGAGCUGGGUUUUCCAUGAGUUAAUACUCUGCGUUGACAUGCAUCAGAGCAGUGCCCCUACUAAAACAGAAGUGUGCAGUUAAAAGCGGAAGCACUCAGGCGGACCGCUGUGAUCUGCAGGUUCACACUAGCUAGUCUGUUUCAAAGUAGAGUACGAGAACGCUAGGGAGGCCUCUAACCUCAUCAUAGAACCUGACUCGCAAGGAAGCAUUCUAUCAAGGAAGCAUGCUCACUUUGAGAAAUAGCCCAUCUUUUGGUUUGUUGCUACGGCUAUGAUUAUAUUUCCACUUUGACUUUGGCUCAGCUGUUGGACAUCAUAUUAACUACGUAAUUAGAAAAAAAAACUACUGUGUGAGUAAUAGCCGGUUUGUUUAUGUGAAUGAUUUAAAUGCUCUACCCAGUAAUUAUAUGAGGCAUGUGUUCAUUGGAUCCCUAGUUAUAAUUGUUAUUAGGGGACCAAGUAGCGCUGCUGCUGGAACCCUAUUGUUUUUGUUCCCAUUAUUUUUAUUUUUAUCGGCCUAAAAGUGUUCGUGUUCUUUAUCUGUCAGCAGUGCUCGCAAAACUUGCGUCUUUGAGCAUUACGAUGCUUUCACCCUUCGAUAAAUACCUAGUUUUCAUUCUAGAUGAGCAAACUUUUUGCCACACUUUUCACUAUGUUUGCAAAGUGUCAGAGCAUCAAAGCAAGCUACCAAAAUUCCUUUCAUGGAAUACAGAAUUUAAUAUUCCGAAGAGGCAUUUUCCGACUAAUGUGAACACCACAAUAUCCCGGUUAAAAGAGGCAUGCUAGGGGUGUUAUUCCAUCUUGUAGUAUUCAGAAUAUGAGUUUAAUCAGGUUAUGGCAGCUGGAAUAAGGUGUUUACAUGACUCGUGCGCAAUUGGAAUAUUGUCAGUAUUCCGAAUAAAAACGGAAUGUCAUAAAGUGGGCGGCGGCCAUGUUGGGAGUAUGCAGAAGAGAACGUAAUGUAAACCCUGUUAGAAAUUUAGUUUCUGGUUUAGAAUAACUUCUGUAUUAAUAUUUUUUUUCUUUGAUCAUCUUUGAUAUUUGGCUUACACAGUUGCCAUAAUAAUCCAGACAAAAUAAAGAAAUGCAGUAAUACAGAUUAUUCAUUAUCAAGAAGAGCAAACUUUUAAACUGACUUGAGGAGCGGAGAUGUCGUUGGCAAAAUCGAACCGGGAACCCUUUACAGACAUUUCCAUUCACACCGGUAGGCUAUCAAAAGCAGAAGAUUUUCGAUUUGGUUUUGGAUUUAAUUCAAUUUUGGACUAUUUGAUUAUAUUGCCAAAUGUUGGGACUGAUGGGCACUGAAUCUGGGGGGUAUUUGAUGGUUCUUAUUAUGACC